Messenger RNA from Neurospora crassa OR74A, 4408 nucleotides. RefSeq lists its product as hypothetical. The transcript has 3 exons. Lineage: Eukaryota; Fungi; Ascomycota; Sordariomycetes; Sordariales; Sordariaceae. The coding region runs from base 891 to 3398 and encodes 835 amino acids. The record is from RefSeq and is a predicted model, not a curated record.
CUUGCUUAGGUUCAGUUUCCUUCCUAUGAUCAAUUCUGCGAAUUUCACCGUUGUCCACACACUGCGGCAAAACCAACAACUGCACCUCUUUCUUCAACACGCACAACAGACGGCCCCGUGUGUCGAAAUUUCACGAUUUCCAUUUCCAUCCAAACCAUCGCCUACCUCGAAAAACCAUCCGCCAUCGAGAAACUUGUUUCUCAAUCGCGUCAAAGCAUUGCCCAGCCAAUACGAGUCUCGAUUACGGAUCAUCAAAUACCUACGCUACCUUUGUGACACGCCUCGUCAUCAAGAGCUUACUCGACUCCGUUGCACUUCACCCACCUCCCAGCUCCGCCGCUCCGUGAAAGUGAGGCAUCCCGAUUAUCUGCCUGCCGCGUUUCAGCAUUCCAUACCUCGAUUCGAUGUGCACUUUUGCCCAGAACAUCCGCCCCAGAACUCUUAACAGCGGUUAAAUCGUGUUGUCGGAUUCCGCCAGUCCACGUGUCGCCUCACAUCCCUUCACCGUUUCAUUUUGCGCCCCAGAAGCGCCGUUGUUUGUCGGGCGUUCUUUGUCGAGUGCGGGGUUGCCCAUUCUCAGCCAUAACUCCAGAACCCGUGGUCUCUAUAUGCCCUACGGCUUCGCUUCCAAGAAGAAGUCACAGCCUUUCAGUCCAAGACAUCCACCGAAACCCAUCGCCAAGCUUGGGGUUUUGACCAGUGCACCAAUUUUCUACGUCUUCGCUUCUUUCAUGACGCUUGCUGGACGUACAAUUUCUUGACAACGGCAAUACGUCGCACCUUCUUAGAAACUUCGUGGAAGUUUUGCGUCAUUUUCCAAAUUUUCGUUCUUGAUCCAACUCACUCGUCUGUGGCGCGUGUUUUGAUUGACCCGCCAACCGCCAAUCAUCAUGGAGCAAGUUAGCUUCGACGUUCGUGCCGAGGCGGGGAAGGCGGUAUUUGACGAUGACUUGAUGCUAGAUGCCGGCAUGCCAGCCGACGAGCUUGUCUUAGAACUCGACGACCUACAUGACAAGGAAGAUGAGUACCAGGCGAUCGAUCUUGAUGCCCAACCCGCCACAGCGGAUGUUGAAUUUGCUGUCGAUGACCUCGAGGCUCAGCAUAAUACCAACGAUGAGCAAGCAGAGGCGGCAGGCGGCGUCGAGCAAGAUGCUCAGGAUGUCUCCAUGGCAUACAAUGACGAGAUAGGUUAUGAAGAGGAGGAGGGCGUUGCAGAAGAGGCUGUUACUGAACACGAGCCCGAAGAUACCACUAUAUCAAAAGCGCCGUCUGCAAAUGACGAGAAUCCAGAUCUACGUGAAUUGGAACAGGAAGCCCAGGACGUCCAGAUUGAUCUUGCUGAGUCCAAAUUGGGCGACGAUGCGGAAGAGCAGCCGAUCGGGCGUGAGGCCGAGACAAAGAACCCUGUUGAUCAGGAGGCUACUGAACAAGUUGCCGAGACCGAUGUCGGUCUGGACGUCGGUGGUGUUGCAGCUACCAACCCUCUGGAUACAGCUGUCUCGGGAGCUGAACAAGCGGGCGAGGCCGUGAGCGAGGAUCGCCAGCUCGAGGAAAGCCAGAUUGACCAUGACGAGGCCAUUGUUGAUGAUGCUGCAUUCAGCAUCACAGAUAUUACAGUCCAGUAUGAUGGUGGCAGUUAUGCCCUCUUUGGGAACUCGGACAUGGAUCCUGAGACCUACUUUCUUACCGAUACUGAGAUCGCAACCGCACCGUUGUCGGAAUUACUUGCAUCUAUCCGUUCUGUCAUUGCCUCGGAGUUAACACCCGGAGAAGAACUGGUCAUCGUUAUUGACUCACUUGAUUUGAACUUUGGCGAAAGGUCCAGUAAAGACUUUUUGCAGCGCAGCUUUCAUCAGAUCAUUUACUGCUACAAUGUCCUUCUAGCUAAAGGAAUCGUCACAGAGACAUCCCUAACGCUCAAUCUUUUGGUCCGUCCGGACCCCGAGGGCCGGUUCCUGGACUUGCUCGAGGAGGCAGGCAUCUGGAGCGGAGCAGACUACUCUCCCGAUUACUCAGAUGCCUCCGGGGAGGAUGAAUAUCUGGAUGACGAUCAGGACAUUGAAGAUUAUGAUGACAAUGACAACGAAGGCCUCGAAAAUGAUGGUGAUCAUGAGGAUGGCCAGGAUGCUGAAUUUGAUGACCAAGAGCAUCGAGACGAGGAAGGCCAGCAAGAUCAAGACCAAGAAGAGAAGGAAGAUAACGAAGAGCCAGAGGUCAUUGAGCUCACCGAGAAUAUCGAAGUUGCAGAGGAUAUCGAGGGUACUGAAGACGUCGAAGUCAGCGUGAAUGUAGCCGAGGUUAGGGAUGUUACCGUCUCGGCUGGAGACAUCCAGAAGGAAGCAUCAGAGGAACACACGGAACGUCAGGUCACCGAGGAUGUCCUUGCGAAUGAGUGUCAUACUGAGCAAUUCUCGCUAGCAGACAACAUCGAUCAAGCUGCCCAAGCAGAGCCAUCUGCAGAGAUUAACGGGUCAAGUCACUUUGAUGCCAGUGGAACCUCUCAUGGCCCGGCAGGCAUCGUUGAUGUCAAGCAUGAGAUGGACGGUGAUCGGGGAGAAUUUCAGCCCAGCCUUGAGGGGACGAGCAGUGAUCUGGAGCUUGCUCCUGAAACGAAGUCUGCUACGGACGAACCUCAGCCGGAAAACGGUGAUCAUACCGAAAUUAUCAACGAGGAGAAAGAGGAGGAGGUUUAUGAUGAGGAUGAGUACAUCGAGCAUCAUGAAGAGGCCGAGGCCGAGGAGCAAGACGAUCAUGAAAUUGAUCGUACAGUGGGUGCGGAGGAGCUUGGUGAUGACUUGACACUCAGACAGACGUUGGAUGACGGCAACUUCUCGCUCGAUAUCACGGAGGGGUCUACUGAAGGUAACGCAGUGCUCGGCCGUGACGACAAUCGAACUGGAAACAACGAAAAUAGUACUUCGCGCAAUCCCGACUCCACCGCCAUGCAGGAGCAGUACACUGACGACGGCCCUAACGCGGACGAAUAUACUGAGGUAGAAAACGCGAUCGACAUCGAGUACACCCAUGAGACAUCGCAUCUCACAGUCAACACCGCCGACCCCAAGGACCAGACCGAAGAAGGUGCUCAGGAGUUUACAACCGAAGAAUCGGCCAACCGCACGAGCACAACCAAUACCAUGAGCGGCGACGAGAUUGACUACGAAGAGAACGAGGAACAGGAUGUAUCGUUCGAAACAGAAGGUCAAAUCCAUGAGUUCAGCAACGCUCAAGAUGACGACGAAAUCGGAUGGGGAGAUGAUGGAGAGGAGGACAACAAUGAUUUUACACAGCAGACUACAACUUCUCAAGAACAACCGCCCCUCACAGCAAAGAGAGGUCGGACUGAUGACCUGGAUGAGGAAGCCGAAGAGGCCGAUGUCAAGCGUCGUCGGACCUAAUCGGCCAAACUCUGGCCUCGAAUAUAGCAUCACCCCAACAUCUCCCUGCCCCUACGUUCAGUCUUCCCAGCCCCAUUUUCCCCUUCUCCUCCCCUUCCUCUCUAACCGCUGUGGAUCAGUCUUGUAUUUUGUGAGUUGCUCUUGAUGUUCUUGGUUGUUCCUGUUCGAAGAACCGACCAUGAAUGUGCGCUGAGAGAAGCUUUAAGCUUCAAGAAUGGUAAGGUAAGUUGCAACGGAUCGGCCGUACUCGAUGGGGCAAGUCGUGUCCCCAUACUUCAUUACUCUUCACCCGAUCGGCAAUACUUAACACCAGGAUUCGCGACAACGACCUCGAGAGCGCAGCCCACCUUCAGCCUGCAUACAGCGGGCAUUAACAGUCGAAAAUUAUGGGACGGCCUGGGGGACAUGUCGCCCGAAGAAGCGCACUUUUGCUGAACAAACCAAAGUACAUGGGGUAUCUCAGGGAUUGCUGGUUAUCUUUGCAAUCUUAAACUGCAUACUUGGGGCUUUUCUCUCCGAGGUCCUUUAGCAUAUUUUAUGGUGUAUACUUCCGUCUGUACUAUAGUCUUUGUUGGCGUUUGGUAGAACGGUGGUGGGACACGGCUAGACUAUCUUUAGGAGCCCUCGAGGCUUCAGAGGUGCAUUUGAAUUUGGUGGAUAUAUCCGGGUAACAUGUGGUCAUAGCAGUCCAGACUAUGCAACAUGUGGUUGGAGCGGGGUUUUUAACGAGGUAUGUAGAGCUUUUCUGUUUGAGGUGGCGCAUUCGGUUUGGGAUGGGUGGAUACGGGUUCUGCAAAACCAAAAUAGGCGUUGAGAAAAGAUAGCGAAGGCGAACCACGUAAGGAAAAUCGGAUACUUGCUUGUAGUUGGGGGUCAGUUAUCAGUUUAGAUGGGGAUGUGGAUGAACAUUGAGUCUUCUAAUAUCCCAAUGGCAGAGAGUGAUCAAAGCCAAAAUGCUAGAUGAACCUGGACACAAGGCCGUGACUGUCGAUCUGGCCACGUUGUGGUGG